Messenger RNA from Cavia porcellus (domestic guinea pig), 5046 nucleotides. It is a transcript of the gene Nhlrc3, whose product is annotated as NHL repeat containing 3. Gene Ontology annotation, molecular function: protein binding. Bases 230 to 1273 code for a protein of 347 amino acids. The record is from RefSeq and is a predicted model, not a curated record. NCBI's taxonomy places the organism in Eukaryota, Metazoa, Chordata, Mammalia, Rodentia, Caviidae. Gene Ontology annotation, cellular component: extracellular region. The transcript is spliced from 7 exons.
CGGCGUGGGGGUGGAGACCCGGAAAGGCACUACAAACCCGGAACUGGUUGUCUUAGGUUUUCCUUGUGGCAGUCUUGUGUUCCUCUCCUCGGAGUCCGCACCUUCCAGGGACGGGAACUGAGGGGCUUCAGCCUGGGGAUCACGCGUGACGCUGUGCAGCGACGACCUGCUCUCACCUGAGGCUGCCUGGCCGUCUCCAGUGACCUGUGCACUCUGCUUUGUGCUAGUAAUGGCCAGAUUCUGGGUCUGCUUGGCUGGCGCCGGGAUUUUUCUUGCAUGUGUGGUUUUGCAUGAGCAUUUUUAUGGCUCUGGGGUGUUAAUGAACUUUGCUUUUCAAGUUUCCUGGAGAACAGAGAAACUCCUUUACCGGCUGGAUUUGGAUUGGCCUCAUUAUUCAGAAUACUUUACGGGAACGACAUUUUGUGUUGCUGUUGAUUCUGUCAACGGGUUGGUUUACGUAGCUCAAAGAGGGGAUAACAUCCCAAAAGUCUUAGUGUUCACAGAAGAUGGAUAUUUCCUACGAGCCUGGAAUUAUACAGUUGACACACCUCAUGGUAUGUUUGCAGCCAGUACACCAUAUGAACAAUCCGUCUGGAUCACAGAUGUAGGAAGUGGCUCCUAUGGUCAUACUGUUAAGAAAUACAAUUCUGUUGGUGAUCUUGUUCAAGUCUUGGGUACUGCGGGCAAAAAAGGCACAGGUUUGAAUCCCCUGCAGUUUGAUAAUCCUGCAGAAUUAUAUGUAGAGGACACAGGAGAUAUUUACAUUGUGGAUGGAGAUGGAGGAUUGAAUAACAGAUUGAUCAAACUGUCCCAAGAUUUCAUGAUCCUUUGGCUGCAUGGAGAAAAUGGGACAGGACCUGCCAAAUUCAAUAUACCUCACAGCGUUACACUCGAUUCAGCUGGUCGGGUGUGGGUUGCUGACCGAGGAAAUAAAAGAAUCCAAGUGUUUGAUAAAGACACCGGGGAGUGGUUAGGAGCGUGGAGCAGCUGUUUCACAGAAGAAGGACCUUCUUCUGUCAGAUUUACUCCCGACAGGAAGUACUUGGUCGUGGCACAGCUGAACCUUAGCAGGCUGCUGGUGUUGGCGGGGCCCCCAGUGGGAAGCAUCGGCGACUGCUCCGUGGUCAGCACCAUCCAGCUCGCAGAUCAAGUUCUGCCCCAUCUCCUAGAGGUCGACCAAAAGACGGGAGCAAUCUACGUAGCCGAAAUCGGGGCAAAACAAGUACAAAAAUUUGUGCCUUUUAGUGGCUAUAUUGCUGCAUUCAGUACCUAGUGUUUUUUUGGAGAUACUUACAGUGUCAUUUCAAAUUCUCAGUUUGAUAGUUUGAAAAUGGGCUUCAAACACAAACCUAUUUUUAACUGAUUUAGUUGUAAAAAGAUCUAAUUACAGAAAGGUCAUUAUGUGUUCCAUUCUGCUGCCAUUCGUGUGAAUCAGUCAGGUUCACUAAGUGCAUCAGGAUAUUUCAGUGAAAGAAAUGUGAUUUUAAAAAUGGGAUCAGAACCAGGAACCAAAUUGUAACCUAGUUACUUGCUAGGGUAACUAGAGUAGAUGAACUCUUCCUGGUUAAAAAAUAGGAAUAAAAGUGGGUUCCUAGAAUAAUGCCAAGAAUUACACAUGAAGAACUAACUGUAAACCUCCAGUUUGUUGAAUGUACAUAAAAUGAGCUACUUGAGAGAUGGUGACCAAUACGGACCUGAGUGCUCACAGCGCGGUAGAUACUGCAGCUACAAAAUGAAGCUCACGUUCACAGAGACACGAGCAGAGCAGCUGACAGUCCGGAUGGGGGCAGGGCCAGCAGUCAGCGCAGGGCAGCAGUCAGCACAGGGCCAGCAGUCAGCACAGGACAGCAGUCAGCACAGGGCCAGCAGUCAGCGCAGGACAGCAGUCAGCACAGGGCCAGCAGUCAGCGCAGGACAGCAGUCAGCACAGGGCCAGCAGUCAGCACAGGGCCAGCAGUCAGCGCAGGGCAGCAGUCAGCGCAGGGCAGCAGUCAGCGCAGGACAGCAGUCAGCGCAGGACAGCAGUCAGUGCAGGACAGCAGUCAGCGCAGGGCAGCAGUCAGCGCAGGACAGCAGUCAGCGCAGGGCAGCAGUCAGCGCAGGGCAGCAGUCAGCGCAGGACAGCAGUCAGCGCAGGACAGCAGUCAGCGCAGGGCAGCAGUCAGCGCAGGCCAGCAGUCAGCGCAGGGCCAGCAGUCAGCACAGGACAGCAGUCAGCGCAGGCCAGCAGUCAGCGCAGGACAGCAGUCAGCGCAGGACAGCAGCACCGGUGUGUGACGGGACUGAAGGAAGAGCACCAGACCUGACCACGAUGUUCACGGAGGCUACCGAGGGAAAGUUAGAAACUUCUUGUGAACUGUGACAUAUUCUGGCCUUUUUUUAUUAAAACUCAACGUGACAUUGAUUCUUUAGCUGAAAGAUCUUCAUGUGGGCCCUUAAAUGUGCAAUAAAAUGGCUGGCAUCUACUCACUUUACCAAAAGGAGUUUUUAAAAAUAAGUAGUUUUUUAGAAGUUAAUCUUAGAAAUAGGGCCCCUCCUCAAUUCUUUUUAAGUGUGAAAUAAGGUCAUUCCUAAAUUUUAUCUACCUCACAGAAAUUUCAGGGUUAUUUACAUGGAAAUGUGCCAACACUGUGAGUUAUUAAAUUGAAAAUUUUCUUGCCUAUUUUUACACCUACCUCCAUUGGUCUGAAUAUUGGCUUCCUAAUUACAAUAAUUUUUCAGUUCUAGUUUAUUCUAGAUCUUAGUAGAACUUGCCAUGUAGACCAAUGGAGCCUUCCUGUCUCUCCGAUCAGCUCCCCUCUUUAUCCCAGUGUUUCCCUGGGAGUGCUGUAGCAUAUUGAGCUGACUUUGUGAGUUACCUAUUUAGGAGGAGGUCUGUUUUCCAGACUGAAGGCAGUCAUACUCGUUUUGAUGCUUUGGAUCAUGUCAUAAUGCAGUUAGGAAGAUAAAUCAAUAGCAAAAGCAGACCCUGUCCUGUAUCCCAAGGCCAUUGCUAAGUGUGUUGUGCCACAAUCAGACUACGUGAUCUUCAGUGAGUUGCCAUAGCUUUCUCUUCAGUAGCGUGGGGACAUUGGUGUCUUUCCUUCUGCAUGACUGCUGUGGGGAUCAUAGUAGCUUUCUCUUCAGUAGCGUGGGGACAUUGGUGUCUUUCCUUCUGCAUGACUGCUAUGGCUAUCAUAGGAGCACAGGAGCCUUGAAGUUUGUUCUAGGCACGCUCCAGGCAUUUAUUAACAAGUCUUUCUACAUGUGCCAGGUACUUGAUACCAAGGGCAAGGUUUGCCUUGAUUUUGUGUUUAUGACUUGCCAAAAUGCAUCCUGAUAUGAACCUUUCUGCAUUUAGACUGAUAUGGUCAUUGGAUUUGGAUUUUAAAGGGAAUGAUUUGAGACUUGUUUGUUUUUUUGUUUGCAAACCAUGACAAGAAGUACAAAUAUGUCUUGGAAGGAAUGUAGGUUAGGUAAACUGAUUUUAUAUCUAAAAGGUUUUACUUAACUUUUAUACCAGAUUUUUAUAAAACUUGCUGAAAUAUUGUUCCCAUAUAUCUCACAAAAAGCAACCGUUAGCAUACUUGCAAUUACAGUAUUUUUUUCUUUGAAUGAAUUAGUUAAAUGUAUGAAAAGUAUACUAAGGAUUAAUUUCAUUGUCAUAAAAACAAUUGAUAGCUUCUUUUUCCAUUGAAGAAUUUCAGCAGUCACAGUAUCCCAGGUUGGUGCUAAGAAAGUAUACAAAAAGCAUAAGCUGAUGUGGGUAAAUAUGGGUUGGAAGACUUAUUGUUGGAAGACUUAAGCAGUAUGGCUUCAUUCAAGAAGCUGGGUGGGUAGGUAACUGCUUUCCCCUUCUGACAUAAGUAACUAGCUGAUUGCAUUUCUGCAACAGAAGUAGAACCUCCUUAUGCCUCUGCUUUCUAAGUUUAUUCCUGGGUACAAAGGAAAUCCCAAAGUGAUAGGUAUCAGAAAAUCACAGUUGCAUGUAUCUUUCAUAUAAGAAAAGAAACCUCAACUAUAAGAUCAAAUCAUUAGAGAAAACUUGUUUGCAGUCUAAUAUUAAGCAAAGAGAGCCCCUAAUUGAUUUUUAUUAGGUCAGUUAGCAAAAGUCUGCAUCAAGCACCAGCCGUAUGGCUAUAACGACAAAGUCCUAAGUUUUAUUUUAGUGGUUUUCAACAUCCUUGCAUUUGAAAGGUAAGUUGUUCAACCAACAUUAAAAUUGGAAAUGUUUAGAUUUCUACUUCUUAGGCUUACUAAAAUGUCAGUCAUAAAAUUUAUAAAUUUGUUCUAUUCUCUGUGGUGUAUUUUCAGCAAUCAUCAAAAACAUUUUUAAAAGUCAGUAAAUUUUAUUCACUGAACAAAAAUUUAUGAGAUAACAAGCAGUACAAAUUCAUUUAAGCAAGUUUUGUCUGCGCUAGCAGUUUGCUACCCUUUGGGAAAGCAAUCUCCUUCCACCUUGAUCUUUCAGUGAUUCCUGGAGGAUCCCCUGUUCUGGCGCUUCUGUUGUGCUACACUCUUGAGACAAAAGAGGGCAGUAAAGUUCUGCUUGUGAUGUUUCUUGAAAUAAAUGUGAGCAAACAUCGGCCCUCUUUAAACUUUGACUUUUUAAAAUUAAGUCUGUGUUAACCAUGGUUGAACUUUUUCUUCUUCUUCAGCUUGUUUAUAUCUUCAGCAAGUUGGUUUACAGUUGACACAUUUUACAAGGGUUUUGAAAAUGUUUACUAUUUAAUUGGACUGUUUUCCAUUAAAUUUUUUUUCAAUAAUACAAACUAAUAGCCAAAGUUGAGUAACUCAUUUGGAAUAAAAAUGAAACUAUAAUAUUGUUCUGAGUUUAGUACAGUGGAAAAUAUAUUCAUAUUAGAAAAACAUUCUUUUUCUUGCUACUAUUUAUUGAAAGUAGUUUUGCCUUGUAUUUGCUGAUUAUUUUAUACGUGGGAAAAAUGAAUUAAGGCCAAAGCAUUUCUCUGAUUGGCAUUUAUAGAGUAAAUCCUCUAAAGGCUUCAUAACAUGUAGAUACUAUCUUUAUAUUCAAGAACUGAAUAAAAUUUGAGCAUUGAAAAAGAA